AUGCGUUUAAAUGGAAUUACGGUACUUGUAAUGUUGUUGGUAUUGUCGGUGUUUGUUUUCUGUGAAGCUGCUCCCGCAUCAACAACAAACGCCGCCGCAGCCACCGCCAUUGCAGCCGCAGAAGAUAAAAAUGGAUUAAGUUCAAAUGCCGUGGACUUGUUGGCCGUUAACACAGAUACCGCUCACGAAAAUGAAUCCAAUCGUAAAGCUCGCCAGUUCUUAUAUCCCUUUGGAGGCUACUAUGGCGGAUAUGGAGGCUAUUAUGGCGGUUAUGGUGGAUACGGAUUGUACGGCUAUCGUUUGUAUCCUUCAUAUGGAUAUGGAUAUUAUCCUUAUUCUGGUUUUUACCCCUACUAUGGAUGA
Eupeodes corollae is the source of this 363-nucleotide messenger RNA. RefSeq lists its product as uncharacterized. The record is from RefSeq and is a predicted model, not a curated record. The transcript has a single exon. Bases 1 to 363 code for a protein of 120 amino acids. Lineage: Eukaryota; Metazoa; Arthropoda; Insecta; Diptera; Syrphidae.